Messenger RNA from Staurois parvus, 483 nucleotides. Lineage: Eukaryota; Metazoa; Chordata; Amphibia; Anura; Ranidae. The record is from the annotation of a GenBank genome assembly.
AUGUACAUACACAGAAAUACACACGCACAGACAUGUACAUACACACAGACACAUGUACACACAGACACAUGUACGUACAUACACACAAUGUACACACACACAUACUUGUACAUACACGCAGAAAUAUGUACAGAUACACACAUGUACAUACACAUAGACACAUGUACAUGCAUACACAGACACACACAAAAACUCACACACAUGUACACACACACACACCCCUAUAAAAAGUUGCAGUACUUCGUUGUUCACUCACAGAGUCGGGUACUGCACUCUAAGGGGAGGCAGAGAGCACAGCACACUCCUUCCUUUGCUUUCACUGCGCUCAGCUAUUGAGCAGUCUGACGGCUCCCAGUGCCAAUGAGAGAUCUGGCCUGAGCUCAGAGCCUGCUCAGCAAGAUGGCCCUGGGGUACACACUCUCCCCCACCAUAAUUUCCACUCGUUAUUGGCGAGCAGAGUGGAAAUUUCAAGUCCUGUGUAUA